This is a messenger RNA of Onychostoma macrolepis, 1819 nucleotides long. It is a transcript of the gene gnb5a, whose product is annotated as guanine nucleotide binding protein (G protein), beta 5a. Gene Ontology annotation, molecular function: signaling receptor complex adaptor activity; protein binding. Gene Ontology annotation, biological process: G protein-coupled dopamine receptor signaling pathway; G protein-coupled receptor signaling pathway. Lineage: Eukaryota; Metazoa; Chordata; Actinopteri; Cypriniformes; Cyprinidae. The coding region runs from base 130 to 1197 and encodes 355 amino acids. Gene Ontology annotation, cellular component: heterotrimeric G-protein complex; cytoplasm. The transcript has 11 exons. The record is from RefSeq and is a predicted model, not a curated record.
GAGAGAGAGAGAGUCCUUCGUGACGUCACGGCAGCCGCAUCAUCCGCGCGCUCCGUCUCCAGCUCUCCUCCGUCUCUCUCUCCAUCAAAACACUCCUCUCCUCCGCCACUCUUGUGUUUUCUGGUAGAAAUGGCCGCGCAGGAGGUGGCCUCGCAGCCCAGCGACACUCUGGCGACGCUCAAAACCGAAUCCGAGACGCUGAAGACGAAGCUGGAGGAGGAGAGAGCCAAACUGCACGAUGUCGAGCUACAUCAGGUGGCGGAGAAGACUGAGGCUUUGGGUCAAUUUGUCAUGAAGACCAGACGAACCCUGAAAGGCCAUGGAAAUAAAGUCCUGUGUAUGGACUGGUGUAAAGACAAGAGGAGAAUCGUCAGCUCAUCUCAGGAUGGAAAGGUGAUUGUAUGGGAUGCCUUUACAACAAAUAAGGAGCAUGCGGUGACUAUGCCCUGCACAUGGGUCAUGGCCUGUGCUUACGCCCCCUCUGGAUGUGCAGUGGCUUGUGGUGGGUUGGACAAUAAGUGCUCUGUGUACCCUCUAUCCCUGGACAAGAACGAAAACCUCGCCGCAAAGAAGAAAUCAGUGGCCAUGCACACCAACUACCUGUCCGCAUGCUGCUUUACUAACUCUGAUAUGCAGAUCUUGACGUCUAGCGGUGAUGGCACGUGUGCUCUUUGGGAUGUAGAGAGCGGUCAGAUGCUGCAGAGCUUCCAUGGACACGCGGCUGAUGUUCUGUGUCUGGAUCUGGCCCCCUCUGAGACCGCAAACACAUUCGUGUCAGGGGGCUGUGAUAAGAAGGCUUGCGUGUGGGACAUGCGCACGGGACAGUGCGCCCAAUCUUUUGAGACCCAUGAAUCAGACAUCAACAGUGUGCGGUACUAUCCGAGCGGAGAUGCUUUCGCUUCAGGCUCAGAUGACGCUACUUGUCGUCUCUAUGACCUGAGGGCAGACAGAGAGGUGGCCAUUUAUUCCAAAGAGAGCAUCAUUUUUGGAGCUUCUAGUGUGGAUUUCUCCGUCAGCGGGAGGCUGCUGUUUGGAGGCUACAAUGAUUACACCAUCAACGCGUGGGACGUUUUAAAGGGCACCCGCGUGUCUAUCUUGUUUGGACAUGAGAACAGAGUUAGCACCCUCCGUGUAUCUCCAGACGGAACAGCGUUCUGCUCAGGAUCCUGGGAUCACACAUUACGGAUCUGGGCCUGAAUGUUGGCUGAACCUCAGACUGCUUGCUUUUGACGUCCAUCAGAUUUCUCACUUUUCUCUCCGUAGCUGGAUUCAAGGAUUAACCGCAGACUGUAAUAGUGUGUUGAGUGCAGUAGAGUAGAUGAUACAGAGGGACUGUAGUGCAUCCAACUCUAAUCAACACAUGGUAUGCUUGGUAUUAUGGGAUGGACCUGGAUGAUGUUGAUGGCUUCUGUUUCUAUGACAGCGACUACCCCUCUAUUAUGGAGUUCUAGUUUAUGUGUAUGAAUGUGUGUGAACUUUUGAUCCAAGAAAUCAUUUAUCUGAAACAUUAAUCUAAAAAAUACAAAUGUAUUUCACGUUGUUUAGGUCUGUGCAUGAGGUUGAGACACUGGUGUCUAGAUUGACUGCUUGUGAAUGAGUGAAACUAAGGAGGGAUUGUUUAGUGGACACUAUUUCUGAUAUGCAAGCUAACAGAUUUAUUUAUGCUGUUUUACUCGUAAUAGUCUGGUGGUCAUUCAAUUAUUAUAUAUACUAUAGUUGUUCUUUCUUACUGUAGCAAAGUGUAUAUACCAUAAUAUCAUAUAGGUUGUCAUAUCGACACAGAUAUCCCUACACCUAAACCAAAUAAAUGGACUUUAAA